Penicillium hordei is the source of this 4314-nucleotide messenger RNA. RefSeq lists its product as uncharacterized. Gene Ontology annotation, cellular component: membrane. The coding region runs from base 1 to 4314 and encodes 1437 amino acids. Lineage: Eukaryota; Fungi; Ascomycota; Eurotiomycetes; Eurotiales; Aspergillaceae. Gene Ontology annotation, molecular function: ATP binding; ABC-type transporter activity; ATP hydrolysis activity. The record is from RefSeq and is a predicted model, not a curated record. Gene Ontology annotation, biological process: transmembrane transport. The transcript has 15 exons.
AUGAACGCGACCGCGGACGCUACGUUUGGCCCCCAACUACAAGGGCAUUUCGACUUUACCCUCCUCUUUGAGCAAAGUAUUUUCUCAAUUGGCCCAUCGGCAAUCUUGCUAACUGCCUCGCUUUUCCGGAUUAAUGUUCUGACCCGGAGAAAGCCAAGCUUUGAGGCGAGCACCUUGCUUUGGAUCAAGCUCAUUGCCGUAUUUAUCCUUUUUGGGCUUCAGUUGACGAAUUUGGCGCUAUGGAGCAUCUCGUCGACUGCACUUACUCAAUUCGCGGUAGCAGCUGCUUCUCUCUCGGUCGCUGAUGUCAUAGUCAUAGGUUCGCUGCUCUACGCAGAGCAUCGCUACUCCUACUCGCCAUCUUUGCUGCUUAGCGUCUACUUGUCGAUUACUAUCCUUCUUGACAUUGCCUAUGUCCGCUCACUCUUCCUUCGGGGAAGUCUAGAUGCUAUCGGUGCAGUCACCACAGCAAUCCUUGCAACUAAGCUUCUAGUCCUUAUGCUCGAAGAAAUCCCCAAACGGGGACCGGCUAUUUUCAAGACGUCCAAGGAGUUUUCGAGUGGCUUGUGGAACCGCUCUGCGUUCUGGUGGUUGAAUUCAACAUUCAGCAAGGGCUAUUAUUCUUUCCUCCAAGUCGAUGAUUUGUAUAGCCUUGACCACCAUCUAGACUCUCAUCGCCUUGCUUCGAAACUGGAUCAAACAUGGAAAUGUGUUGAUAAAGCCAGGAAAUAUUGCCUAGCGUUUGCGACAUUUACUGCAUUCCAGAGUGAUUUCUGGAAGGCCGUCAUACCGAGGCUGUGUUACACCGGCUUCAGUUUCGCCCAGCCCUUUCUCAUAAAUAAAAUCGUCGAUGUUGUCGGGACGUCAAAGUCGAAUCACCCCCAGGGUACGGUGGGAGGUCUCGUUGGGGCCACGGCUCUAGUAUAUCUUGGACUCGCUUUCUCUAGAUGCCACUACACUCAUCACACUUACCGUUUGAUUACGUCUGUUCGUGGUGGACUUGUAACACUGAUUUUUACCAAAGUCAUGGAUCUGGAGGCGUCCGAAGCCAAGGACUCUGCUGCUGUAACUCUGAUGAGUACUGAUGUGGACGGAGUCGCCAGCGGCUUACAGAAGAUUCACGACAUCUGGGCUAGCGUCAUCGAGUUAGGCCUAGGCGUAUAUCUGCUACAACGACAAGUCGGCGCAGCUUGCUUCCUGGUACUAGUGCCUACUAUUUUAUCGAGCCUUGCGACUGCUAGAGUUGCUCGAGGGAUGGGGCCGGCUAGAGUAUUAUGGAAUCGCAAAGUGCAGGAACGAGUCUCGACGACUUCAUCCAUUCUAGAUCAGAUUAAAGGGAUCAAGAUGAUGGGACUCGAGGAUCGCAUCUUCCAUCUUAUCCAGUCUCUUCGUGUCUCUGAAGUCGACUCCUCGAAGACUUUCCGUCUAUUCAUUGUAUGGAUGAAUAUGAUAGCUAACCUUUCGGACCAACUAACCCCUAUCCUGAUCAUUGCUGCUACUGUGUUUUGGAGCCAGGGCGGCCAAAAUAUAAGCGUUGCCGAAGCUUUCACUACAUUAUCCAUUGUUGCCCUUGUUUCAAGUCCAAUGGUGAACAUCAUUGCGGCUUAUCCUACUCUUAUUGGUGGCUUAGCUUGUUUGGGACGCAUUCAGGAUUUUAUGUUACGCACCAAGAGGAACGACUACCGCCUUGUUGCCUCCUCUCCUCAGGAUAGCAAUUCCAAGUGUGAAAUGAAAGAUGAUGAUAUCGAACUACAAGGAAUCCAGAUGACGGACUUCCUACACGACAGAGCAGCAGAGGCAAGUCCGGCUAUCAGGAUUGAAAAUGCUUCAUUCUCAUUGCAGGGCGGGAACGAAGCAGUCCUUGAAAAUAUAAACCUCGUUGUACGAAAAUCGAGUCUUACCAUGAUUGUAGGGCCGGUCGGUUCGGGAAAAUCAGCUCUGUUAAAGGCAAUUCUUGGUGAAGCUCAAAUUCUGAGUGGCUCGGUGCGACUAGAUUGUGGCCGGAUAGCUUACUGCGACCAAACUGCAUGGUUGCGAUUGGGAUCUAUACGGGACAAUGUUUUAGGUCCAAACGAUCUUGACGAGGUAUGGUACCAACAAGUUCUCUGGGCCUGCGCCCUGAACGAAGAUGUCGCCCACCUCAAGGAUGGAGACCAGUCUCUCGUUGGAAGUGGGGGCAUUGCUUUGAGUGGUGGCCAGAAGCAGAGAGUGGCGCUGGCGCGAGCUGUGUAUUCUCGGGCCCCGGUCGUUUUACUAGAUGAUGUCUUCAGUGCUCUUGAUCACAGAACGUCCCUCAAUAUUUUCAGCCGCUUACUGGGCGGCGAAGGAAUCUUGAGGAAACGCACAACUGUUUUGUUGGUUACUCAUACGGUGGAAUACUUGCCCUUCGCAGACGAUAUCAUCGUGCAGGAUAAAACCGGUAGCACGGUGAACAGAGCACCAUAUAGUGAGCUUCGAUUGAAUGAAGUUUACCCUGAGAUCCAGGUACUUGGAUCUGUGAAGGAGAAUCAUCAGUUACCCCUAUCAGAAUUUUCAGAGGCGAAGCCUAUUAAAGACAAACCGCAGGGCAAAGACUCCGCUCCGCAUGCCUCUGCACACGAAGUGACAAGAAAGACUGGAGAUCUGAAAUUAUACACGUUCUACCUCCAUUCUGUUGGUCCCUUAUUGUUCAUCUUUUGGCUUGUAUUUGCUGCAGGUUACAUCUUCUCCGGAAAGGUACCCCAGAUAUGGCUUCGCAUUUGGACAGAAAAUGGUACCGCAAGCCAUGCGGCAGCGUAUUUUGGAGGCUACCUAGGUUUUGGAUUAAUAUGCGUCCUAUUUUCCGGGCUCUGCGUAUACUACUUCAUGAUUAUCAUUAUCCCAAAGUCCACUCAGCAUAUACACGCGUUGCUACUAGAUGCUGUGCUCAGGGCACCUCUGUGGCUCUUCACAACAACGGACACCAGCACAAUUCUAAACAGAUUUAGCCAAGAUAUGACCUUGGUGGACCAGGUCCUUCCAAUGGCUGCAUUCACGACAACAUUCGAUGUAUACAAUGUGAUCGCAGGAGCUGCACUGAUAGCUUCUGGUGCAACCUAUGUCGCAGCCAUCAUUCCAUUCUGCAUAUUGGGCAUCUACAUGAUCCAGAAAUUCUACCUUCGCACUUCCCGUCAAAUGCGACACCUAGACUUGGAAGCCAAGUCUCCACUAUAUCGACUGUUCACGGAAACAGCCUCUGGUAUUAUCACAGUUCGUGCACUUGGCUGGAAAGAGGACUUGAUGAAUGAGCACCUACAUAACCUUGAUCACUCGCAAAAGCCUUAUUAUAUGCUGUAUUGCAUCCAACGUUGGCUAAAUGUGGUUCUUGAUAUCUUUGUUGCGUCAAUAGCAAUUAUUCUUGUCGGGUUUGCGCUGGGAUUCUCUAAUGCGACAAGUCAGGGAUCCAUUGGGCUUGCUAUGCUGAAUGUAAUGGAAUUCAACCAGAGCCUUUCGAUGCUCAUUAACUCAUGGACUGGACUGGAGACUUCGCUUGGCGCCAUCGCUCGAGUUAAGGACUUUCUGGCUGAAGCUAAAGCCGAGGGCUCGGAAAUGGAAGACGAGACACCGACUAAUGAGUGGCCGAAAAGAGGUUACAUUCAAAUGACAGGCGUCACAGCAAAGUACAACGUUGGUGAUGUCCAAUCUCAGCCAGCAAUUCGCGAUGUCAACCUGGAGCUACAGCCAGGACAGCAGGUCUUGAUCACCGGCCGAACCGGCAGUGGUAAAUCGUCUCUCAUUCUCACACUGUUACAUUUGCUUGAUCUAGAGUCGGGGCGCAUUACCAUCGAUGGAAUGGACUUGUCACGUAUUCCCCGUCCGGCUCUCCGCUCUCGCAUCGUGACGAUUCCCCAGGACCCAGUCGAGCUCCCCGGCUCAGUGCGCUACAAUCUCACUCAAUUUUCAUCAUUGGAAGCAAGAUCAGGGGACAAUGGAGAGGCUAUGAAGCGCACACUGGAACGCGUGGGCCUUUGGGAGACGGUGAGCAAACGAGGUGGGCUCGACGGCGAACUCAACAACGUCGGGCUAUCAGGCGGCCAGAAGCAGCUGUUCUCUCUCGCGCGGGCUCUUCUUGCGGUGCAAAAUAUAAGGGCCGAGGGUGGUAUUGUACUCCUGGACGAGCCGACGAGCAGCGUGGAUGGGGGGACAGAGGUGGACAUACAGAGAAUAGUGAGAGAGGAAUUUGCGAGACAUACCAUCAUCCUUGUGAGCCAUCGCUUAGAUGCGGCUAGGGAUGCGGACAUAGUUGUGCUCAUGGAGGGUGGCAAGGUAGCCGAGGUCAGAAGAAAAGGGGAGUGA